AUUAAACCCAAAAUUAAAAAAAAAAAUGUCUGACACGCUUAAAAAUGAAGAUAGGUUUGGAGCAGUUUUAGUUCAGGUUCAAGAUGAUUUGAAACAACUCAGAUGCAGUCUUGAGAAAAUCAAUGUCAGAGAGAGGGACAAAACACUGGACAUUCAAGCCCUGGACAAUGCCAUUCUCAAGACAGAGAGCAGCAUCAGGAAACAUGCAGAGGAUUAUCUGAAAACAGUGACUGAGCAACUGCUGGUUCUUCCAAGCAUUGAAGACUUGAAAAGAAAGACUGUGCAGAUUCCUAAAUGGAAACCUGGUCUGGAGAGUUUCCCAGAUGUUCGACCACAGAGGGAAGAUGUUUCAGGGGCUGCACCUGGGGAAAAGCACCAGUCACCUUUACCUAUGCGUUUGCUGGGUAAUCCUGCUCACCCAAACAAUAGAGCCAUUUUGUCCCAGAAAUUUGGGAUAUCACUCCCUGAUGUCCACAAGAGGAGCAAAAAUGCAGCGAAACAUCACAGAAUAAUCACUGGCCCUGCAGUGAGAUUUCAAGCCUUUGGACCAAGGGUCCAUCACGGCCUGGCAAUACCUGAAGAAGACAAGGGGACAGUGCCAGACUCAAGUUUGCUUCGUAUGUCAGUCCCGCACAAGGCUGCUUCACUUCAUCACAGGGAGGAUUCAUAUUCUUCUAAAACAGGCUCGAAGUCCAGGUGUCAGAAGCGUCUGAAAUGGGAAACAGAACCUGGAUCCACAGUUAGCAAAUGCACACCACUCUGGACCACCAAGACACCGCCUCCCUCCUCAACCUCCAAGAGUAUGGACCAGGGGAGUGUGAUGCAGAUCACCAGUGAUCUUAUCCCUAAAAGCCCUCAGAAUCUACCUGUGGCAGUUCCUGUAAACAUCAGCAAAUACCCCUUUACCAUCACAAAGGGAAGGAUCAACCCAAUGGCAGCUGAUUUCUGUCACUUCAAGCAGAGCUUUAGCUUGUGCUGGAGCAGUGUGGUACAUGCUCUGGAGGCCCUAGAAAAGCUGCUCAGGGACUUUGCUGUGCCUCUAGCCAAAGUGAAUGGGGAACGGCUAGUGGAGUUUGCUCAUGGUUGGGAUAAUGGUUGGGAUAAGGCUCCUCCAGUGAUGGGCCUCCUCUCAUUGCUUGAAAACUGGGAGGAGGUAUUGGGUGUGGUCUUAAACCCAGGUCAGCGCUACAAGGGAGAAGGAGGCAUUGAGGCGGCUGCCAUCCGCAUCCAGUCCUGCUGGAGGCGCUACAUAGCUCGGACGGCCUACCUGCGCCACUGCCAGCGCAAGUGGGCGGCAGGGACCAUCGCCAUCUCAUGGUUGAUGCACACUCAGAUGCGUCGUGUCAGGAAGGCCCUGCAGGCCCGGCGUUUUAGGCAGCUGGAGAAUUACCGCAGCAGAGCCCAGCAUCUGGCAGCCAACUGGAAACACAUCCAGUCCUCCAAGAGGACCAUUAUCCACAUCCCUUCAUUAGGAUACUCUCAGAGCCAGCGACAGAACUUGAGGGGAUUUGACAUCCUACAGAACAUCCAAAUAAACAGGCUGUGUGAUAUCAGAGAUGAAAAUGUGGAGGUGAUCUACGUAUGUCCUCGGCAUCUGGGGGAGGACAUCUUGCACUAUUACACCAGCCUCCUGAAUUGUGAUGGAGCCACAGAUGGGGCUGAUACUGGAACUACUAAGGCCUCGUCCUGCUUCAGACGCUUUAUCAUCCUCACACCUGAGGCUGUAGAUUAUUUCUCGACCCGAAACAUGUGCCUGUCUACGCUUUUAAAGUACAGUCCACGCACCCUGAAGCGCAUCAGGAACCUGAUCCAGGGGAAGCAAGCCUAUAUCGUGGGUGGAGUGUCCCAUGUGGAUGACCUGGCAGUGGCCGAUGAGCUGGGUGUGCCGGUCCUGGGGCCAGAACCAGCUAUUGCACAGCUCUACAGCACCAAGUCUGGAGGGAGAAGGAUUUUCACCAGGGCAGAGGUUGAUGUACCCCCAGGUCAAGGAGAUAUCUACUCACUAAAUCAGCUUCAUGAAACACUGGCUGAGCUUAUGACUCAGAACUUUGAUGUGCAGCGCUGGCUCUUCAAGAUAGACUCUGAGCACGGUGGGCGUGGUACAGCUUACUGUGAUAUAUGCCAUCUUAGCUGCUAUAACUGGGCCCUACAGGAAUACCGUCGUUAUGGUCCUGAGCUAUGGAACACAACAUGGAUUCAGGAGACUGUACUGCUCAGAUAUUUAGAUGAGAUCCCAGAGUGGCUGGCCCGUUACGCCCGGCCUGUUAAAACCUCCUGCUAUCCCAACUGGACCGGCUUCCUGAAGACCUUCCUCAGGCAAGGCGGUGUGGUGGAGGCCUACCCCCCUUCAGACAGUGUCACCUGUCUGACAGUAGAUCUGCUGUUGGAACCUGGGGGUGGGGUGACCAUUCUGUCCUGUGGAGACCAGCUUCAUGGCUCCUGUCAACUGGAAGCUAUGGGCUCCACUGUUCCUCAGAGCUCUGUAAACCCAGAGACCUUGCACUCCAUCUGCAUGCGUGUGGGCCAGGCCUGUCUGCAGCGCCUUAUCGUAGGUUAUGUCUCUGUGGACCUGGCUACCUUUUUGAACCACAACACCAUGGAACAGAAGGUGUGGGCUAUUGAUCUGGACCUCACAUACAGUGACCAGCUGGCCAUGACCCAGAUGCUUCUGCUGAUAACUGGAGGAACGCUGAAUUGCCGCACAGGCUGUUUAGACGUGCCGAUGCCAGUCAGAGAGAAAUGCUGUGAACACCAGAUCGCAGCCGAACCUUCUGUGGUUAAUCGUUAUGCAGUUAUUGGGAGCCACUUGUUUCACUCUAACCUUUCCAUGUUGUACCAUAAUGUCUUCUUUAAGAUGUGCAAGGCCCAUGGCAUAGGAUAUAGCAUGAAGAGGAAGCAAGGCACUGCCUUUGCUCUUUAUGACGGCAGUGAGCGAUGCACCAUUGGAAUGAUGACAGUCUCUGAGGAUCUCCAGGGAGCUCUAGUGACCUUUGCUCGGAAUCUGUCAGUCAUUCAUCAGGAAAUAUCAUCCUCUAAAAUGCAAGGAGAAACCAAUUUCAAGGAACUGAUCAAAGAUGUAGAAGAUGUGCUGCAGACAACUGUUCAGAACAAGCUGCGAGCAGUGAAGGAUAAACCUGCUGCUUAGACAGCUUCACUGAUAAGCUUGCCUUACUCUCACCCAGUCAAGACAUCAUGUCUGUGCCAGUUUUAACAUUCCACUGUGAAUAUUUGGAGCCUGGAGAUGAAUCUACGUUGAGUAGCCAAAGAUUGCCGAAACGUGAUUGAAAAACAUUGUCAGAAUCUGUCAAGAAUCUGUUAAAAACGUUAUUUAAUUCUCCAACAUAGUUUGUUGUGGGAAGUAAUAAAACUGUUUUCUGAAAUAUAGUAUUGUGUUGAAAAUGCAGUAAAAUGCUAACUAGAUAAUGUUCUAGCCUUCUGAAACAUCAUUGUGAUUGUUGUCUGGUUCCUUGCUUUACGUAUAGUGGCACAUAUAAGUCACUGCUGUAAGUACUGCAUGUGGAUAUUUUAUCAUAAAUUUACACAUCUAGUAUAACAUUUGCAACAAGGAUGUUCUUUGCUUCA
Molecule: messenger RNA, 3582 nt
Organism: Toxotes jaculatrix (banded archerfish)
Lineage: Eukaryota; Metazoa; Chordata; Actinopteri; Toxotidae
Gene: iqch
Product: IQ motif containing H
Exons: 21
Coding region: 26-3145 (1039 amino acids)
Molecular function (GO): protein binding
Source: RefSeq, a predicted model, not a curated record